Molecule: messenger RNA, 3261 nt
Organism: Symbiodinium natans
Lineage: Eukaryota; Dinophyceae; Suessiales; Symbiodiniaceae
Source: the annotation of a GenBank genome assembly
AUGCCGUCGUUGCAGAUGAUGGAUGCUUUCGCUCAGAUGUUGCAAGCAAACAGAGAGCAGACUGUUGCGCUGCAGAAGACAGUAGAGUCCUUGGCUGCUGCAAGGCCGAAGAGCGAUGCUGGGACAUGGACAAGACUGUUGCCGAGGCCCGACAUCUUUAGGCCACAAACCCGUGAGGACGAAAUAGCGCAGUUUGGUGAGUGGAAAUGGUCUUUCAAACAGUAUGUUCGGGCUAUCGAUAGUAACAUGAGCAAGGCCAUGGAUGAAGUAGAGAUGCAGCUGAACGAAGAGACCUCGUUGGUAGAGAUCACUCCUGAAGCUGAAGAACAAGCUCAAAAGCUUUAUGCUCUUUUGACAGGCAUGGUGAAGGAUCGUCCUUUACAGCUUGUAAGGUCAGUCGAAGAAGGAAAUGGCUUUGAGGCUUGGCGAUGUUUACUCAACACGCUUGCUCCUUCGAACAAGGGUCGUGCCUUGGCGAUACUUGGUGCUAUUGCCCAGUACCCAGUGAUGAGCCAUCAGAACCUCCUUGAACAAUUGCUGAAGAUGGAGGAACUCUUCAAGAAGUACCAGGUUGUUUCGGGAGGUGAUGUGUCAGAAGAUAUGAAAACAGCCAUCCUGCUACGAACUUUACCUCAACAAGUGAAGACUCAUGUGAGUAUGUCCAUCAACGAGACCACGACCUAUAGCGACUUGCGCGAGCUUGUGUUGCGCUGGGAGCGAACCUCUCAGAAGUGGAGCCAAGCUCUGGUGAAUCCUUCCUCGUCUUCCCAAAAUCUCAAUGAAGGACCUGUGCCCAUGGAGGUGGAUGCGGCUUAUGGCAAAGGAUUUGGGAAAGGUGAAUCGAACUCUUUGCUCUCGGGGCAUCCUGCUUCCUCGUCUUCGGCACAGACCUCAACAGCCCAAACCUCCCAAGCCUCUCAGAGUUCCCGAGCCAAUGUGAAGCGAGUGUUCAAUCUUGCCGCCGCUGAUGAGAGUUGCUGUAAGCCCGUGUUUGAGCAGUUCGAUUUGGAGAGUGGAGAGCAUCACUUUCAAGAGGAUGAGGACACAUGGUGGGUGAAUGUGGUUCAUGCAGUGUAUUAUGAUCUUGACGAAGAAGAUUGCGAUUGUGAAGCCUAUCCCGAAGAAGCUUGUGAGGGUUUCGAUAUGUCUCAAAGUGAUGCUCUGCCAGGUGACGAAGACUGGGUGGAGUACAUGAAGGUCUUUGGAGUUGACGGCUUCGAGAGCGACUGGAACGAAUUGGGAGGAGAUCCCGAAGGCCAGUGCGCGCCAGGUGGGUUGGUAGAAGUAACCUUGGACAGUGGUGCCGAUGUGAGUGUUAUGCCUAAGAGCUGGUUGGAGCAGGGCAUUGGAGCAGUAGUGGAAUCACCUGGACAUGUCGUCAUGAGCGAUGCACAGGGCAAUGCUAUGGAGAAUCAUGGGUUUCGAUUCGUGAAUCUUGAUCUGGGUCCGGCUGUGAUCCAAGAAGAGUUCUUCGCCUCCUCCGUGAAGUCUCCUUUGCUUAGCCUGGGCAAGCUCAUGCGAAAAGGAUGGACCUUAGAGCAUCGAGACUCGCAUCUAUGCUUGGUGUAUCAAGAAGUACAAGUGCAACCGGUUUCGGAAGGGCGAGUCUUCGUUAAGUUUGGAUUUGACUUCGAGGCAAUCAGCACGCAUUCAGAACCUAGAUAUGAUGAACAUGGAAAUGCCUGGCACUUCGCGCCCAAUGGAGAUCCUUUCUGCUUGAGUGAGGGAACCACGUUCGUGUACCCUGAAGACCUGAUGGCCCCCAAGUUGUGGAAGUUUCGCACCACCAUUGUACGAGUCGGAGACGUCUGGGAGCUUAUAGGUUUCCAGCAGCCCUUAGAUGCAAGCGAAGACCUACACGAGUUGCUGCCUGGAGUGAUUUAUUCCAGCUCGAUGGUUACGAUCAUGCACCGCGCGAAAGGGAUGCCUGAUCAAGUCGGUUUGUCCUUCGAAAAGCAAGAGUUUCCACCCGUACCUAUGCAAGUUGAAGUCCCUUCGGUCGAUCCAAGUUCUGCCCUUCCAGGAAUGGCUGAACAACCUGCGGAAGGACCAGAACCCCAGGAUGCUGAAGCUGCAGAUCGUCCUGCGUUCGAAAGUGAACAUGAAGUUCCGAUGGCCCCUGGUGUGCAAGUUCAGGUCCCAAUGCCCGAGUCCAUAGAAGUAGAAGGAGUCACUUUGACAUCAGAGUCUACUGCUGCUGAACUGAAGAGAGCAUGUAGGGCAUUGGGUGUGGGAGCUACAGGGUCAAAGACGGUUCUCUUUCGCCGGCUGGUGAAGUACAUGAAGAGAAAAGAAGCAGAAGCGACCCUUAGUUUGCAAGAGGCCGCUCGAUGUGCGGAACGGAUUCCGGUAGAAGAAAAAGUUCCCAAAGGUCCCACUCCUGAAGAAGAAGCGCGACACAAUUUGACUCACAUCCCUUUUGCAAAAUGGUGCCCUAUUUGUGUGUCCACACGUUCGCGGAGAGACUCACAUGUUCAAGGAAGCGAGGCACAUCGAAGUCGCAGUGAAGUCCCGACGAUUGCAUUAGAUUUCUUUUAUGCCGAUGUUGAUGGGGGUGAUCUUCAUUUCAUGCAGAAAGAGAAGAAGAGAGGGAGCGAGAAAGGGCUUGUUUUGGCUUGCGUCUGUUCGGGAACGGGAAUGCUUCGAGCAAUUCCUCUUCCGAGCAAAGAAAGAAGUUCCCUGCAGUAUGCUGCCAGAGAAGUGUUGAGCUUCAUUUCUUAUCUUGGCUACAGUGAAGUAUCCGUCAGAGGAGACAAUGAGCCUUCUAUGACCCUUCUGGUAGACAAAGUGGUCCAAGCGCGAACCCAAGUCGGACUUCGGACCACUAAGAGCCCCAGCCAGCCCUAUGAGCACCAGACGAACGGUUUGGCCGAGCAGGCCAUUCAGUCCUUGAGGGACAUAGGGACCUCUUUGCUGUGGCAGGUGAAGGAGAGAUCAGGGUUCGAGCUCUGCACCGAUAGCGACCUCACUUCAUGGGCUUACAUCCAUGCAUCUUUCCUGCACAACUGCUUCGCCGUGCAAGCCGGAACAACGGCCUACGAAAGGGCCUUCCAUGUUAGGUACCAGAGUAAACUGGCACAGUUCGGGGAGACGGUUUAUUUCGCUUUGGCUGCUCCAAGUGUGAAGAAAGGAAGACCCAAGUUCAUCAAAGGGAUAUUCAUUGGAAAGAGCCUGCAGAACGACUCGUACCUGUGCGCCACGGCUUUAGGAGUAUAUGUGUCUUCAACGAUCCGAAAGGGAAACCUUGGAAGUACGGCCUAG